UCAGCAAUUUGUGUGGCAAAGAAAUGAGAUAGCCCUUUACCCUUCUCUUCACUUCCGCACAAAAUCUCUCCUUCAAAAUUCACUCCAUUUUCAGUACCAUCCUCACCAAAGCCCCAAAUUCUAAUCCACCAGCCAUGGCCACCGUGAUCAUGGCCUCUUCCAAACCCCUUAUCUCCCUCCCCACCCCCACCACCAGCAGACCCAAACUCCAAAUCCCCCAACUCACCCUCCCCACCAAACUCCCCAAAAUCACCAAAACCCAACUCGCAUCCCUCACUUCUUCCACCCUCAAAUCCCUCUCACUCCUUGCAGCCACCUCCUUCACCUUUGCUCCGCCCUCUCUCGCCGAAGAAAUUGAAAAAGCUGCUCUCUUUGACUUCAACUUAACCCUCCCAAUCAUGAUGGUCCAGUUCUUGAUCCUUAUGGUCACUCUGGACAAGCUUUACUUCUCUCCUCUUGGAAAAUUCAUGGACGAGAGAGACGCCGCGAUCAAGGAGAAGCUGAGUAGCGUCAAGGACACUUCAGGGGAGGUAAAGGAGCUAGAAGAGCAAGCUGCGGCGGUUAUGCGUGCUGCGAGGGCGGAAAUAUCGGCAGCACUUAACAAGAUGAAGAAGGAGACGCAGGCUGAGUUGGAGGAGAAGCUUGCCGUUGAAAAGAAGAAAAUAGAGGCAGAAUUGCAAGAAGCAUUGGGAAAUUUGGAGAAUCAGAAGGAGGAAACUAUCAAAUCACUUGAUUCGCAGAUUGCUGCUCUCAGUGAUGAGAUUGUGAAGAAGGUUCUUCCUGCAUAAUAAUUUCAUCUUUUGCUAUCUCCGAAAACUUUGGAAUUGUUGAUGUUUAUAUAUAUAUAUAUAUAUAUGCUUUAGAAUACAUUGAUGGGCAAUGUAAUGAUCUUCCUGAAAACAAAUAAAUGUGAUUUUUUUUUUUUUUGGGAAA
Molecule: messenger RNA, 933 nt
Organism: Hevea brasiliensis (rubber tree)
Lineage: Eukaryota; Viridiplantae; Streptophyta; Magnoliopsida; Malpighiales; Euphorbiaceae
Product: ATP synthase subunit b', chloroplastic
Exons: 1
Coding region: 135-788 (217 amino acids)
Biological process (GO): proton motive force-driven ATP synthesis
Molecular function (GO): proton transmembrane transporter activity
Source: RefSeq, a predicted model, not a curated record